This is a messenger RNA of Pocillopora verrucosa, 2030 nucleotides long. RefSeq names its product forkhead box protein B1. Gene Ontology annotation, biological process: regulation of transcription by RNA polymerase II; anatomical structure morphogenesis; cell differentiation. The record is from RefSeq and is a predicted model, not a curated record. Gene Ontology annotation, molecular function: RNA polymerase II cis-regulatory region sequence-specific DNA binding; DNA-binding transcription factor activity, RNA polymerase II-specific. Lineage: Eukaryota; Metazoa; Cnidaria; Anthozoa; Scleractinia; Pocilloporidae.
CGGCGACAAACAAAAGAAAUUUUUGAAGUUUGUCGGUGUGUUUAGCAAACGCCAUUUAUUUCGAUAGCUUAAGUACACAUUGGAGAAGCGUAAAAAAACCCCACAUCUGUCUCGGGGUUUACUUCAAACGCGUCAAGUUGUUUAAAAGAUUAAGAAGCUCUCGACGUGUGAGUGAAUCAAAACAUGCCAAGACCUCUGAGAAACAGCUACGGCAGUGCAAAGCCGCCGUACUCCUACAUUUCGCUGACAGCCAUGGCUAUCCAGAGCUCACCGCAGAAAAUGCUAUCGCUCAGUGAGAUUUAUCAAUUCAUCAUGGAUCACUUUCCUUUUUACAGGGAAAAUACGCAACGCUGGCAGAACUCGCUGCGACACAAUCUCAGUUUCAACGACUGCUUUCUAAAGAUUCCUAGAAGACCAGAUCAGCCCGGCAAGGGAAGCCUCUGGGCUCUUCACCCAGAUUGCGGAGCAAUGUUUGAGAAUGGCAGCUUCUUGCGCCGCAGAAAACGCUUCAAAUCCGAGAGGGAGAGGACCAGUAAACUUGCAAAGCUGAUCACAGAUGAGACUAAAGAACCGCAUAACGGCAGAGUGCUUAUGACGAGUGACAAUCCUGCUCGCUGCAUCUCGCCAGUCGAUGUCACUCAAUCGGGCUUCAAGCACCCUUUUAACAUAGAGAACCUCAUUGGAUCAGACAUCAAAAGCGUUCAGUCGUGCUCGACAAUGACAACCCCUAUUCCCUCUCUACCAACUUGUCCAUCCUGCAUGAAUACACCUCCCGCCUCCUCACUGGCAGCCGGCUAUCAAGGAAAUCUUUGGUCUGCUGCUUUGCCAGCCCCGUAUUUCGCCAAACCUUGUUCUCAUCACGAGCGUAUGAAGGAAUAUGAGAUAGCAAGGCUUGGACAACAGUUUUACCACACAGGAGAACUUGCUUCGUUUUACGGCGCAGUUCCAGUAUCCACUGCAGUUCUACCGCAGGCACUGUUUCGGUGACCGUGUUCCAAGCUGUUCAGAGCUGUUUACGCCAUAAAACACUGCUUCAAAGUGUAAGGAGACACUGACACUUGGAAUACUUGAACUCUAUUAAAAGCAGUAAUAGCCCACGAGGACUUUUAGUCAAACAGCCGAAGGUUUCUAAUGCUACUAAGACGGUCGCUCAGGUCUUCACACUCAAAGAAACAUUCAGAGGAGACAAAGCCUUGAGUUAAGUAGCAUAGCAUGAAAGUGUCAGUUUUAAAUCGGUUCCUGUUAAAAACUGAAUGGGCGAUAAAGUGUCUUGUUUAUUUCGUCGCGAAAUGACUCGAAAAGCACAGCCGUUGUUAAACGAAAAGGGAUAGUUUCAGAGGCUUAUUUUAACUAUGAAAUGACUUAUUUUAAAACACUGAAAAGGAAGACAACUUAUUGAGGUAAAGGAAACUACAUAUUACUCGCAGUAAAUGUUUGAACAAAUAGCCCGCUUUAAUGUCGCCCACAACUCAGUAUGUAAAAACUAUUUUUAUCGGGCUAAAAAUGAUUAUAUCCCUAGAGAGAAAUAAUAGGCAAAUUGAAGGCCAAACCUUGAAUGAAAUAUUGUAUAUAAAGAUCAGUAUGUUUGAAAUGAAAGCUGUUAUUCGUUUUAGAUGAUUUCGGGUACAUUUCCCAGUAGGUAAUUUGUGUACGUUACAAUUCGAAAUUUAAAACGCAAACUAGGUUGAAUAUAGGUUACAGUUCUUGGUUUUCACAAGUUAUUCAGUUGAAAAAGAUUCAACCUUGGUUGAACUCGCUCACCCUAAAAAGGCUCGAAUGGUAUUUUUGUGAUUAAAUUAUUUCGUAGAUUUAAGUUGUUCUGAAUUGUAAACAUUUGCCCAGCGAGCUCUUGGAUUGUAUACGUUUUUCAUCUCUUGUUGGUUUUAAAAGCAGAAAUUUGUGAAGCCUUAAGUAAAUACGGUUAAAAAGUAUUUGAAAAAUGUUCUUGUUUUUCUUUAUUAACCUCAAGGAAACUUAAACUACAUCAGUGAAGCACUUAGCAUCACCUACCAAAUGUUGAUCGAAAUAAA